Lasiodiplodia theobromae is the source of this 2241-nucleotide messenger RNA. RefSeq names its product U3 small nucleolar ribonucleoprotein mpp10. The coding region runs from base 1 to 2241 and encodes 746 amino acids. Gene Ontology annotation, cellular component: Mpp10 complex; sno(s)RNA-containing ribonucleoprotein complex; small-subunit processome. The transcript has a single exon. Gene Ontology annotation, biological process: rRNA processing. The record is from RefSeq and is a predicted model, not a curated record. Lineage: Eukaryota; Fungi; Ascomycota; Dothideomycetes; Botryosphaeriales; Botryosphaeriaceae.
AUGGCCAAUCUUUCGUUCUCGCCGACGGGCUCAAUAUCGUCCCACACGCUCUCUGCCCAGUCUGUCCAGCCGCCGCCCUCGUCCUCCGCCAACUCCGCCGCGGCGCAAGCUCUCCUCGCCGCCCUCUCCGCCUCCCCGCACGACUUUCUACAGCCCCCGUCAAGCCUACACAAUGCAACACUUGCACUGGCGAAGCACCUUCUCGAUCCGCUGGCUUCCGGCGUGAGCGAGGCCCAAGUCAAGCGCCAGCAGGAAGCACGCAAGAAGAGGAAGCGCGGCGAGGGCGACGCUGAGGCCGGCCCGGUGUUGCAAUUGAAGAAGGUCCAUCUUGAGGGCUUUGGUGUUGAACAAGUCUGGGAGCAGUCCAAGAGGGUUCUGGAUGCGGCGCGCGCCGAGGUUGAACGUGACCUGCCUGAUGUAUUCGCCGAGACCGAUGGCGCUCUGGACGGCGGCUUUCCUAGCCAGAACGGCGUGAAGAUGGUUCGCUUCGGCGAGGAUGGCUUCGAACUCAGUGAGUCGGAUGAGGAAGACGAGGAGGGAAGCGAACUGGGCGAGGAGGGUGUGGACUGGGAAUAUGACGGCGACGAUGUCUCUGAAGAGGCAGAUAGCGACGCUGAGGAGCUUGAAGAAGGAUUUCACACUGAGGAGGAAGACGAGGGAUCAGACAUGGAUGACAUAGACAUGGAUCGCGACGAUUACGACGAGGACGACGCGUCACAGGACGAUGCGGCUGCCGAAGAAUAUGUCCCAGACCCCAAUGGUCUUAACGACGGCUUCUUCUCCAUCGAUGACUUCAAUCGCCAGUCCGAAUUCUUAGAGCAGCAGGAUGCAAGGGGCGACGAGGACGAUGCUGCAAGCGAUGAAGAGGAGAUUAACUGGGCCGAAGAUCCUCUCAAUUCAAACUCGCUUGUGGCCAAAGGCUUGCAGAAUGAGGGCGCAGAUGAGGAUGAAGACGAGGACGACGAAGACGGUCCCACGUUUGGCAACAUGGACCUCAAUGCACCGGAAGGGGCUAGCGACGACGAUAUGUCCGUCACUGAAGGAGAGAUGGACGGUAUGGGCGAUAUGGACAACGCGAACAACAUCAUGUACGCCGACUUUUUUGCACCACCGGCAAAGAAGGGCAGCAAAAAGAAGAAGGGUCGUCCUCAUCCCCACAACUUCCCUUCCGCAGGCCAGAAGGCUGCUUCGGCGCCGAACGAGGAGGACGUUGAAAGAACAAUGGCUGCGGUCCACCGGGACCUGUUCAACGAGUCGGACGAUGACCAGGAUGCCUCGGAUCUCAGCGACGUCGAUCCUGACGACCCUAAGGCGCGCAAGUCGACCCACGAGCGCCGCCAAGCCAAGCUUGCAGAGGAGAUCCGCCGCUUGGAAGCCCAGAACGUCGCAAAGAGAGAAUGGACUCUUUCUGGUGAGGCUAGAGCGGCGGAUAGGCCGCAGAAUUCUCUCUUGGAGGAGGACCUCGACUUCGAGCGCGCAGGCAAGCCCGUCCCUGUCAUUACUGCAGAAGUCAGCGAAGACAUUGAAUCCUUGAUUAAGCGCCGCAUCAUCAGCCGCGAAUUCGAUGAGGUCAUCAAAAGACGUCCUGAAGACCUGGCCACCGGUCCCGUCCGCCGCGGAAGGUUCGAGCUCGAUGAUACCAAGGCGCAAAAGGGUCUCGCAGAGGAGUACGAGGAGGAGCACUUGCGCAAGACGGAUCCGAACUAUGUAGACGUCAAGGACGAGAAGCUUAAGAAGGAGCAUCGCGAGAUCGAGGCGCUGUGGCGCGACGUCGCCGGUAAGCUCGACGCCCUCAGCAGCUGGCACUACAAGCCCAAGCCCGCGAGCGCCAACCUCGAGAUCCGCACCGAUGCGGCGGCCAUCACCAUGGAAGACGCCAGGCCAACGGCCGGCGGCGAUAUCGGCAGCGCCAGUAUGCUCGCUCCGCAGGAACUGUACGCGCCGGGCGAAGAGCGGACCAAGGGCGAGGUGGUCACGAAGGGCGGCAUGCCGAUCGCGAAGGAGGAGAUGAGCCGCGAGGAGAAGAAGAGCCGACGUAGAAGGGCCAAGGAGCGUCUGCAGAAGACAGGUGGUCCAGAGAAGCAGGAGAGCAAGCAGACGAAGGAGAGGAAGGAGGUUGUCAGCGAUCUCAAGAAGGGCGGUGUCAAGGUAAUCAACAAGAAGGGCGAGGUCACAGACGUCGAGGGCAAGGCUAUCAAGAGUGGGAGGGCGCAAGGUGGCGCCGGCAAUUUCAAGUUGUAA